AGUAAGAAUCAAGAAAUGAAGACUGAGGAUGGGGUUAAUGCUAGUUCUAACGGAGUACAAUUGCGUUUGGAUGCAUUAGACCUGGAUUUUGGUGGGUGGAAUACUGGUUUUAAUGGACUGGGUUCAAAGUCUAGCUUGGACUUGGAUAUUAAAUAUGAUUUGAACGAUAGAAAUUUGGAUGGUAAAGCUGAAAAUGACAAUGCUCAGUCUCGUUUAAAUUAUAUUGACUUGGCUGUAAAAGAUACUGAGAAUCCACCUUUUAGCUGGUGGAAUUCAAAUUUGGAUGGAUUUAAAUUGAAUUCAUCUGGUAUGGAGUCAAGUUUGGAGGGAUUGAGUUCAAAUGUAAACGGGGUGGCUAAUAUGGGCUCUGAUUUUAAGGGUGGACAUGAAGAACUUGUUGGUGGUGAGGAUGAUGAUGAUGCUGAUGCUGAUGGAUGGGAGUUCAAGGAUGCAUACGCAGAAUCAAAAGUUAAGAUGGGGAAUGAGAAGGCUAGAUUAGAGGUGCAAGAAGUUUGGGAGGAAAACUCACACUCGUCUGGUAGUGCAAAUGGCACUAACAGAUCAAUUGAUUUGUUUACUAUGUCAAAUGGAUUUCGUGAUAUGUUGUCUACACCAAGUGGAGCUUCCAGUAAAUCUAACAGCUUUGAUAUUGGAUCGAAUAUCAAGUCGAUUGCAGCCAAAGGUAAUGCUUUAGCUCCAGAUACAUGCCUAAGAAUUGAUCAGAAAGGCCACGAGGCUGUGCUAUACCCUCACCCAGUCGCUGAAACUGCUGAAUCUGAUGAGGAUUUUGGGGAUUUCACGGCUGCAUUUGCCGGAGCUGGACUACUGCAAGAGGCUGAUUCUGAGGUGCGUGAGAGCUCUAGGAUCAAUGCAUCCUUGUCGGGUUUUACAAGUGGCUCAAAUGGAUCACUUGAUUUCUUUUCUGCGUCUGAUGGAGCAGUUGACUUAUUUGCGCCAUCAAAUCUAACUUUUGGUGACUUCAGUCAAGUUGGUGGUGGUUUUGAUAUAAAGCCUAGCAUAAUUGUUAAACGUGAAGCAUCUAAACUUGAUGCAUUCUCAAGAAGUGAACUCACAGAUGGUGUAGACCUGCAGGACAAUUCUACUGUGAUUCAAAAUGCUGUAUCUGGUGAGCCAGUUAGCGAGUUCAGGUCAGCAUUUGAAGAAAAUGCACUUGUGAAACAGGAAAAUGCCAUUGAAUUGGAGAAUCAUAAAGGUGCAUUGCCCUUGUCCAUAUUUGGUGAUGAAGAACUGGAAACUGAUGGUUCCUUGAAUGCUGAUGAUAGUUUCAUGUUUCAAUCUGCUUCUUCUAAGGGAAACAGCCAUAGUACAAAAUCAGCUAUCUCUAUCAAUGAUCUUAUAUCAAACUUAUACAGCCAAGCUGGGCCAAUUUCUUCUGUCAGCUCAAUGCAAAACCCAGUUGUAAAUGGGUUGCAUCUGUCAGACUCUUUCUCUGGUUCUAAUCUAGUACCUGCUGCUGAAGAUGUUGAUAACAGUUCUUGGGAAUUUAAGGAUGCUGUCUUUCAAAAUGAAGCUAAUAAGGGGACUUCUCUUUCUGGAAAUGAAGAUGUGCAUCAGACAAGCUCAGGCAAACUAAAGCUGCAAAUUUUCAUGGAUUUCUAUUCUAAAUUACAAGACGAGUUAUCCUUGAUAGCUAAAGGCCAUCUUGCAAGCCUAAAGGAAACUCAAAAUGAUGUUAAUUUUGGUGAAGAUGCAGGCCUUGAUGCUCUCAUUGAGGAAAUUCAGAUGGCUUGUGAUGAGCUUGGCCAAGCGAAUGCUAUUAUUAAGGAAGAGCACUUGGGUAAUAGUACACAAAGUCAGAGUAAUCUCCAUGAUUUUCUUGAAGUUUUGCAAGAACCAGGGUUUUGUGUUCUGGAGACCGAAUAUGACUUGCAAAGAAGACUGUCAUUGGUAGAGAAGGAUGCUAAAUCAGCUAUGGAACUUAUAGGUCAUGUGAAAACAAUGCUGAAGAUUCUGAUGAUGGGGUCAUUGGAUGAACAACAUACUUAUGUUUCUGUGUGGUCUAAGAUGAUUAACAUUUGUGCUCAAGAGCUGCAGCAUGGUGCUCAGUUAUGGAGGCAGUCAUUGCAAAAGAAUAUUCAAAGCCAGAUACUUGCUGAGCCUCAAGGUAAAACAUUUGUUAUCGCCCUUGGUGAGAUUUACAGGGUUGCUGUAUUACUUGGAGCUACAGCCAAGCUUUAUAAACCGUGGAUAUUGUCGACUCCUGUAGAAUCAUCAAGCAUCUAUUCACUCCUAGAUCAAUGUCAUUCUUCAUGGUCUGCUUCAGGCCUUGAAGAAGCCCUAGCAAUUAUAUCAGAUUCUACUCCUGCUAAAGGUCAUGGUAGUCUUGCAUCCUUGCUGGAUUCAAUCAAGUAUCUUUGUGAUCUUGAUGCAUUUGCUCUUCAGAAUAAGUUUUUUAUUCAACACGAAUCCUUGUGUUGGCUAUCACUUAUGCCUCAAACAGUGGCUCCAGGAAUGACAAUGGUAGUUUGGAACGAAGAACAGUGUUUCCUCAAACUGGCAAAUUUGUGGGUGAAUCUAAUAAGUUCUGAUCGUCCAAAAUUGCCGCCUUUGCUUGUCAACGGAUGAGAACCCCAAAGUAUAUGAUGGAAGCUCAGUUCCUUUCAUUCACGAGAGGUGUUCACUGUCUCUCUCUUUUCCAUCAAAAGUUUGAAUUGGUUUAGGGAGGUUUGCCCAUUGACAGAAAAGAACUUGGUAAAUAGCGUGGUCGGAUAUUGAGUAAAAUUUUUGUCAUGCUGCACGCUUCCUUUAAAUGGGAAUUUGUGAUGAGAAAGGCGCCGACAGGGAAAGCAGGGAAAAGAAGAAGAAGAAGAAGAAGAAGAAGAAGAAGAGAGAAAAUUGCAUUCUUUUGUUCAAUUUGUAGCCUGUAGUUUAGCUUUUAUAUGUGCUAGUAGUAUGAUAUGAUUGUAUUUUUUGAUGUACAGGUCAAAUUUUGGGUGGAAUAAGCCCAGAUGCAGUUACGAAGGGCUUAUAGAAUACAAGAUUUUGAGAUGUAAUUAUUUUAAUGGCAUUUUUGUUUUGAUUUGAAUCAUAUAUAUAGGGUUAUUCUUUGGACUCA
Messenger RNA from Coffea arabica (coffee), 3076 nucleotides. RefSeq lists its product as uncharacterized. NCBI's taxonomy places the organism in Eukaryota, Viridiplantae, Streptophyta, Magnoliopsida, Gentianales, Rubiaceae. The record is from RefSeq and is a predicted model, not a curated record.